AUGUUUCUGUGCUCUGGCACGAAUGCAACUUCUUCUUCGUUAUUGGAAAUUCCCCAAACACGAUGCGAAGUUCUAUUGCUUCUAGUUUUCAUCGUCAUUUCGAGCGGUCUGUUCAUUGGGCAACUCGUCGCUUCGAAAAAGGUAGGUCGGAGCUGGGAGUGUGCAAAACAAAGCUGUUUGGAUGGAAUCUACGUACCUAGCACUUCAUUUCUCUAUUUGACAACUUUUUCGUACAACCACUCCUCAGAGUUCUGUAGCUCAUCAAAGUUAUGCCAUCCAACUAAGUGUCAUGACUUGCAGCGUCUCAUCUGGAAACUCUUCCCCGAGUUCUGUGUCUCCAUGACUAUCGCCCCUCUCACUCACUGUUUUCUCUUGUGCACUCUACUCUUCAAGUCUCGAAUCUUCUCUUCGGAUGACCCGAUCGAAGACGUCUUCCGAAGAUACGUCCCAGUUGUCAUUGCAACUUAUCCAACGCUUUUCUUGCCUCCAGUCCCAUUCGCCUUAACUCUAACCCAUUCUCUAUUGCUAGUUGUCACACUGAAAAACUGGUACUUGUUGGGCUUCAAGGUUUCACGGUUAGUGGAAGUUGAAGCAUUGAGCUGAACUCUAAGAUGUUCUUUACUUGUAGCGGCAAAAUUAACUUUUUCAUACUCGCCAUGACAUGUGCUUUGUUCUUUCUUCGGUUCACUCAUUACGAUGAAGUGAGUCAAGCGAAACGAUUUGUGAUUACAAUACCCGUUGGCUAUAAAUUGCUAGUGGUACGUUUAGUUGGAAAUAUGAACGAAAAAGUGAGAAAUGUUCUUUAGCAAAUGGAUAUGUUCAAGUACGUUCCAAUCAUCAUAACAUCAGCAUGUCUCGUCAAAAAGCGCAACACCAUACGUGACAACAAACACGUGGAAAGAAUGACUCUCGCAGAAUACGCUCAUCUAGUUCAUAUUAUCGUGCAUUUGACAAUAUUUUGGGUGAGUCACUGGAAAAUAAAGUGGCAUUUUAUGAUGAAAACAAUUCAGAUAAUAUCAGUCAGCCAAAUCGCUCUGUCCAUAAACUGUCAUACUUCUCCAGCUGGGCGCCUUCUCGGAAUUCAGGAUUCGUGCAUUCUGCAGUAUAUUUUCGUGUAUUCCACGUAUCUUGUUCAGUGCAAACGGCUCAGAAAAGUGAUCAAACGAUGGAAUGUUUACGUGGCUCCCUCUUGACUUUUUGACCGGGUCUUGUUCUUGAUUUCCCUGGAAACGGUGUGUGCCGACGGCGCGCAUGGCGCAAUGGUAUCGUUUUGCAAAUCGAUACCGGUGGUUUUUGGUUCGAACCCCACACGACCAAAGUCUCUUUUGCUCGUUGAUAUUUCUUCGAUACUGGAAGUUGUCCAGCCAUAUUUCUAUUCCGGAAGCCAUUUCGCACAAGUCACCUGAGAAAGCAGGUGACGGAAAAUGAGAAGAACAGCUGAAAAUGUAGUGGUUGGCAGUUUUCAUUCUCGUUUCUCGAGUUGUCACCGGAAAUGUCAAGCGGCGACAGUUUUCUGAGAAUCAACGGAACUCGAUUCAACAUUUACGAUCCGCCGGUGACUAUGGAAGAAUUUCAAGUGCUUUUCGCAUUCGUACUCUUGUCUGCGGCACUGUUCAUAAGACUGUGUUGCACGAAAAAUGUACGUUUUCUUCAGCUUUAUGGGGCUAUUUAGCGUAUGUUUGUUUUCCGUUUUUUUUCGUUAUUUUACAUCGCUGAAUUGGAUUUUUUGACGUAAAAAAACGAAAAAAACGGAAAACAAUCAUCUUUUUCGCAGCCUGAAUAGGUAACCCCAUUACAGUUUUUGUUUCGAAAAGCACAAAUUCAGAAGAUAAUGCUCUCGUGCUUCCGUCAAUUCUGCGUGUGGAUGCCUCUCACCGUACUGACCCACUCGGUGUUUCUGUUCGGAUGCAUGUUCCCCAGUCUGGUGGUCUUCGCGGACUCGCCGUCCCGUGAAGUGUCUGUUCUCCGCUUAUUCAUCGUUUUUCUCAUCGCACUUCCCUCGGCCGUAAUCCCAACUGUUCCGUUCUCGAUCACUCUCAGUUAUUCUCUUUUUUUGACUUUCCAAGUCAAACCCGAUUCUUUCAUUCUCAAUUGUCGGGUCACGAAAGCUCGAAUCACAUUUCUUAUAGUCACCCUCUUUAUAUUUUUCCGCAUCGCUCGAUAUUCGGAUCAGAAUGGAGUUCGAUUCGUGUUUUAUCUCUCAUCUGCUCCGAAUUUGACUUUGGUACGUGCUAUGCGCCUUUAAAUUUUAAACGAAUACGGUAGCCGAUGAAAUUUCGAUUUUAAUGCAGAAUAAGCAAAAAAGACGCAUUUUUCGAGGGAAAUAAACAGAAAUUCGUAUUUGCCCCAACAUUUUCAACGCGAAGUGAUCCGCAUCGAAUUUAACGGCGCAGAACUCCUUGGCUAGUUAGGCUUACAGACACUGAUUUCAUUUUCAGGUGUUCGAUCUGCUCAAACUGAUUCCAAGUGCAAUUAUAACUUUCCAACUCUUCAGACGUUUCAACCAACUUUUAACCUCGAGAAGACACGAAAAGGUCGGCGCUCAAGAGUACGCCCAUCUCGUUCACAUUUCCCUAUUCGCAUUCAUUUCCUGGGUAAGUCAUAAAUAUUGAAAUGAAUCCGAAACGCAAAUAUUUCCAGUCCCUCUUCCUGACUCACACCGUUCUCUCCAUUCUCAGCUACGUACAAAACACAACGCCUCCGCACCGUGGAUGUCUUCUGGGAUUGGAAGAUUCGUGCAUAAUGCAAUAUCUUUUCGUGUUCUCCACGUUGAUUUCUGACUGUAAACUUCUGAAAUUUGUGUUCGACCGCUCGAAAAUUUUCCCAGUUGACCAAUAA
Messenger RNA from Caenorhabditis sp. 36 PRJEB53466, 2838 nucleotides. NCBI's taxonomy places the organism in Eukaryota, Metazoa, Nematoda, Chromadorea, Rhabditida, Rhabditidae. The record is from the annotation of a GenBank genome assembly.